Messenger RNA from Salvelinus sp. IW2-2015, 792 nucleotides. Its product is annotated as myozenin-2. Gene Ontology annotation, molecular function: FATZ binding; actin binding; telethonin binding. Lineage: Eukaryota; Metazoa; Chordata; Actinopteri; Salmoniformes; Salmonidae. Gene Ontology annotation, cellular component: actin cytoskeleton; Z disc. The record is from RefSeq and is a predicted model, not a curated record.
AUGCAGGACCCAGACUGUGACCUGGCCAAGCAGAGGAAACAGUUGGUCCAGGAACUGUGCAUGGAAAAACAAGGAGAGCACUUUGACCUGGGAAAGAAGAUCAGCGUUCCUCGGGAUGUGAUGAUGGAAGAGCUUAACCUGCGGUCUAACAGAGGUUCCAGAAUGUACCAGGAGAGACAGAAGAGGGUGGAGAGGUUCACCUUGGAGAACGUAGCACCAGACACUCACAGGGUGGUGCCCCUCGACCCCCAGCAGCCAGACCAUAGCAGUACACACAACCAGGGAGCCUUACAAGGGGGGAAGAAUAAUUACCACACAGAGGUCUAUAUUGGACAACCAGGAAGAAACAGCCUAGUGAGAUCCCUGAAGAACACAAUAGCCAGUAAGGGAAACCCCAGUGUCCUGGCCCCAGGUUACAAUGGGCCUCUGAAAGAAGUUCCUCAUGAGAGGUUCAACGUCACUGUGAUUCCCAAGUCCUACUGCUCCCCAUGGCAGGUUCAGGACCAGAACGGUAACAGUGACAAGCUGCUAUCUGCCAUCUCUGCCCAUCUCCCUGAGCUGCCACAGAAGCUCACCCCAAACAACUACAGGUGCUUCAACAGGGCCCCGAUGCCAUUUGGGGGGACAGCAGGUAGUGUGAGGAUGUUCCCCCUGCCUGGGUUUGAGCUCCUGCAGGCCCAUACUGAACCGAGUCGAACCUGGGAGAGCAUAUGUGACCGGCCCAACUUCAACCGCACCCCAAGGGGCUGGGCUGCCCACUACACUGCUGAAACGGAGACUUCAGACCUCUGA